AUGAGUACAUUUGAAGAGGGUACGGAGCCAGUAACAGUCGAAAUUGUGAGCUCUGUCUUACUUACUGAAGACACAGACAGGAACCUCAUUCUUUGCCUUCAGAAUGAAGCUGGUGAAAUGGAAAACCCUACUGAACCUCAGAAUAAGAGGCCUUGUUUGUCUACAGAGGAUGAUUCAACGACUCCUUACAUGCCAGCUGCUGCAUUCCCACUACCAGAAAUGGAGCAGAGCUUUGAUUUGGUCACAACUACAGCCACAGAGGUGGCAGGUGAAGAGGUUUCUGAGGGAACUAUGAUGCAGUUCCAGAUUUUACAGGAUGACAAACCAGAUGAAGCACUCCCCUUGGCUAGUGCACAAGAGUCAGUCGUUAGCCAAGCAUGGUUAAGAGGUAAAGAAGAUAAAGAUAAGCUAACCAGACAAGGACAUAAAUGGAAGCAGGGGAUGUGGUCCAAGGAAGAAACAGAUAUUUUGAUGAACAACAUUGAAUGUUAUAUGAAGGAACAUGGAAUAGAGAAUGCUGCAGAAAUCAUUUUUAAGAUGUCAAAAGGUAAAAGAAAAGAUUUCUACAGAACUAUAUCAUUGGGUCUGAAUCGGCCUUUGUUUUCAGUUUAUAGGAGAGUAGUCCGAAUGUAUGAUGACAGAAACUAUGUGGGAAAGUACACCCCUGCAGAAAUUCAGAAGCUCAAGGAGCUCUGGCAACAGCAUGGCAAUGACUGGAUAACAAUAGGUGCCGCCAUGGGAAGAAGUCCGUCUUCUGUCAAAGACCGGUGCCGCCUGUUGAAGGAUACUUGUAACACGGGGAAAUGGACCGAAGAAGAAGAACGGAUUCUCGGAGAUGUGGUUCACGAAUUGACACACACUGAGGUGGAUGAGAAGGUCACACAUGGUGUGUGUUGGGCAACAGUGGCUCAAAGAGUAGGUACUCGCUCAGCAAAGCAGUGUCGUGCUAAAUGGCUCAACUACCUGAACUGGAAACAGACUGGAGGGAUUGAGUGGACCAGGAAAGAUGAAGUCACUCUCAUCCACAUGCUAGCAGAGCUUGAUGUAGCUGAUGAAACUGAAAUUCACUGGGAUGACUUAGCUAAAGGAUGGAAAAGUGUUCGUUCACCACAAUGGCUGCGUAGUAAAUGGUGGACGAUCAAAAGGCAAAUUACAAACCAUAAGGACUUUGCAUUCCCAGUCCUAGUGAAAUGUCUUCAACAAGUAUAUGAGAGCCAAAGUGCCAGUCUCGUGUUUGGGGAGAAUAAAUCAGGAUCUGAAGUUGCAGAUAGCAACCCUGAUAACAGUGUUCAACAAGUCUCCUUCAGAGUCAUUGGUGUAGAAGAUAAUAACAGUACAUCCUUGAGUACAGUACCUGUGACAGGAUUGCAAAUUACACUCCAGAUCAUCCCUGACUCAACAGAUGUGGCUAUUGUUAACUUUGAAACAAUAACCCAGCCCAGUGGACCACAAUAG
Messenger RNA from Peromyscus californicus insignis, 1455 nucleotides. Its product is annotated as cyclin-D-binding Myb-like transcription factor 1. Gene Ontology annotation, cellular component: nucleus. Gene Ontology annotation, molecular function: RNA polymerase II cis-regulatory region sequence-specific DNA binding; DNA-binding transcription factor activity, RNA polymerase II-specific. The coding region runs from base 1 to 1455 and encodes 484 amino acids. The transcript has a single exon. The record is from RefSeq and is a predicted model, not a curated record. Gene Ontology annotation, biological process: regulation of transcription by RNA polymerase II. Lineage: Eukaryota; Metazoa; Chordata; Mammalia; Rodentia; Cricetidae.